AUGGCGACCAAUGCGUCCACACUGGACGCCUCAUCCUGGCGUCAGUUUGAGCGCGAUUACUACGCGCUUCUCGGUGUAUCUCGUGAUGCUUCAAGUGAAGAGAUCCGCAGUUGCUUCUUAUAUCUGUCACGUGAGUUUCAUCCAGAUCGUCAUCCUCAACGUCACGGCAACACGUCGCUCGUAGCGGCUGCUAAUGCGCAAUACGCCGUGCUAGACAGAGCCUAUCGGGUUCUCUUUGAUCCAAUUAAGCGAAGGGUUUAUGACAGUUACGGUGAAAAGGGUGUGAUUGCAUUGGAGAAAGAAGGUAGUACACAGCAACAAGUGAUAGGGGCUCAUUUCAAGUCAUUGGAUGAAGUACAGCAUUACGUGGCAAAAGUUAUGCAACGCAUGAACCAACAGGCUCUGGAAGCACAAUUCUCAUCGUUUAGUGAAAUGUCCAUGGCCGUAGAUGCAUCUGACUUGGUGCAGGCGCCAAUGCAGGGAAUGCGCAGUUUAUUUGACAGUGGAGCACGGUUUGUCGAUCGCACAGAGAUGACGAUUCAUCAGCGUACCGUAUUUCCAUUGUCACGGAGUACGACACUAACACUUGGAGGGUAUAUGUAUGACAAAAAAGGACUUGGCAUGGGCAGCUUUACGGCACAAUUAGCGCACACGUCAUUUGAUCCGAGUAUACCGUCGUUCACGCUCUCGAGCGAGCUCGGCUGGGCGCCAAAACUUAAUUGCCAGAUUAGUCAGCCAGUGUCGCCGUAUACAGUCUUCAUGCUCAUUCCAGAGCUUGAUGAUAACGGCCUUGACAUCUCCAUGGGUGCUAACCAGCUACUGACACCUCAGCUUCAUGGUGCAAUGAUGUGGAGUACACGCGACGGUCUUUCUGGCUCGCUCAGCCAGGACACGGGAGCUUACAAUGCUACGGCUGCUGUUGCAAUAAAUGGUGGAGGACCCAACUUGACGUUUCAGUUUCAUCGUGCCCUCGUGGCUGCGACGACGGGCAAAUUGUCAUUGCGGGCAAAUCUUGCGACAGGUUUGUCGUUCGUGGCGGGAGCUAGUCGAGACAUUUCAAAUCGCACACGAUUGGGACUGAAUGUGUUGCUAUCGCGCGCAGGCGUGACUUUACGUUUAGGCUUCACUCGCGGGAGUGUGCGCUUUGUGAUGCCCAUUUUCUUGUCUCCGUUCUCCGGGCAAUCAGCUUUCUCUACUCUUUGUGCAGCCACCUCGCCCUUUGUGGUGGCUGCAGUCGUUACGCAGCUCGUGGGGCCUGCUCAGGAACGAAAGCGUCGUCUGGAGUUGGAGCGCCGGCAUGAUAUGCUUGUGCAGUAUCUUGCAGCAGCACGACAGAGUGCGAUGGAGCAGCAGAAACUGAUGCUUCGUUGUGCAAAAGAGAAGAUGGAGCAGGAGCAGCAACGAGAGGAUGGCAAGGGGUUGGUGAUUUUGCUUGGUCGAUAUGGAAAGAACCCGACGAGCUCCGACCAGCAUGAGGGUCGAGGAGACGCUUUCGAUGUGGCGCUUCGAGCGAUGCCGGAGCGCGAACUGAACUACGAACUUGGUGAUGAAGACGACCCUGGCAGCGGUGAUAGCAUCGCACAGCAGGAGGCAGACGCCGAGGUGCUGGAGCAGAAAUGGGUCGACGUUUCAAUUCCUCUUCAGUUCUUCGUCAAGGAUGGAGAGCUUGCUCUAUCUUCCGCAUCCAAAGCUGGACUGCUAGGAUUCUACAAUCCGUGCAUCGGCGAAGACCAAACAAUAUCUGACGCACGAUCGCCAUCAAGCUUUACUGCUAAGCCGUUGCUCUAUGUGCGUUAUGCGUAUGAUGGUCAGGUAUUCGAAGCCACUUUUGAUGAUGACCAAGCGGUCAGUUUGCCGUCGCGGUACGCUCAGGUUAUGGGCCCUGUAGGGCGUGUGUACUAG
Peronospora farinosa is the source of this 1902-nucleotide messenger RNA. The record is from the annotation of a GenBank genome assembly. NCBI's taxonomy places the organism in Eukaryota, Oomycota, Peronosporomycetes, Peronosporales, Peronosporaceae.